Molecule: messenger RNA, 5316 nt
Organism: Malaclemys terrapin pileata
Lineage: Eukaryota; Metazoa; Chordata; Testudines; Emydidae
Gene: PARP9
Product: poly(ADP-ribose) polymerase family member 9
Exons: 10
Coding region: 100-2475 (791 amino acids)
Biological process (GO): negative regulation of gene expression; positive regulation of type II interferon-mediated signaling pathway
Cellular component (GO): cytoplasm; nucleus
Molecular function (GO): NAD+ poly-ADP-ribosyltransferase activity; ubiquitin-like protein ligase binding; transcription corepressor activity
Source: RefSeq, a predicted model, not a curated record
CCCGCCCCGCGCUCAGUCCCGCCGCCCGCGCCGCUCCGGCCCGCCUGCCAGACGUUCAAUCCAGAGACCCUUGAAGAGGAUUACGAUUCAGUGUCCAGCAUGGAUACAGAGGAGGAAAGCUUAACAAUUCCCAUCAGUAAAGAUGUUUAUGAAAUCCUUACAAGACGAGAGAGCUGUCUACGUGACCUCAUUGAGAAGAAGUUUGGUUGUAUAUCUCUUCUUAAGAGUAUAAGAUGUCCUCUUGAAGUAUACAGGAAAACCCUGAAGGAAGGAAUUGAGAUAUCUGUUUGGAUGGAUGAUAUGACAAGACAUAAUGCUGAUGCUUUGGUGAAUGCAGCCAAUGAAUAUUUGCACCAUAUUGGAGGCCUUGCUCUUGCCCUGGCGAAAGCUGGUGGGCUAGAAAUUAAACAAGAGAGUAAACGUUAUAUUGAGCGUCAUGGAACACUCACCACUGGUCAAAUAGCGGUAACAGGUGGAGGCAGGCUUUCUUGUAAGAAAAUUAUCCACACAGUAGGUCCAAGAUGGUCUGCAUAUGAAAGUGAGAGAUGUUGUCAAAUACUUGAGGCAGCCAUUAUAAAUGUCCUGAAAUAUGUUAAUGCUCCAGAGAAUAAUAUAAAGUCUCUGGCUAUCCCUGCAGUGAGCUCAGGAAUUUUUGGCUUCCCACUAGAUUUAUGUGCUCAUGUGAUUGUAAAGACUAUAAAGAAUUUUGUUGAGCUAGCUCCAUUAUUUGGCUGGAUCAAAGAAAUCCACUUGGUGAACAUUGAUGAGCCCACAGUUGCAGCAAUGAAAAGGGCCUGUGAAAAGUUGCUGGGGAGGAGUGAUAUCAACUCACUUCAGGAGACUCUGCCAGCUUCAGCAAACCAGCUUCAAGAUUCCAUCACAAUCAAUGGUCUUCACCUACAUAUCGUAAGAGGACAAAUUGAAGAUCAGCAAACUGCAGUUAUUGUUAAUUCUGUGGUCAUAAAUGAUGAUCUGUCAAGAGGAAACAUUUCAAGAGCAAUUCUGCAAAAAGCAGGCUCACUUCUUCAGCAGGAAUUUCGGUUUGAGUCUCAAAAACUUCCUCCAUCUUGUGAGAAAUUCAUAUUGACAAAAGGAUACAAUCUGGCCUGCAAGUCUGUGCUCCACAUAGUAUGGUCAUCACAAAGCAGCAGUGAUUCACGCAAGGUAUUAAAAACUGCAAUGUCAAGAUGUUUGCUUAAGAUUCAGGAGCCUCCAUUUCCUUCAAUUUCCUUCCCAGUAAUUGGAUCUGGAGUAUUACAUUUGCCAAAGGAUGAAGUGGCAGAUAUUAUGAUUGAUGAAGUUUUAAGCUUUGCAAAGGAACAUCCUGGGAGGAAGUUAGAUGUGUAUUUUGUGAUCCAUCCAAAUAACAGUUUUGUCUACAAGGCUUUCCGAACCAAGUUUGAUUCAGCGAAAAGCAAACUAGGACAAGAUGUGGAAUGCAACAGAAGUGAUGAUUUGGGGUCACGCUCUGACAGACCAGCUGAAAUGGAGAAUAAAAAAACUGGACUAGCCAUUGAACUUAUUGGAAAUCGCUGUGAAACACUGGAAGCAGCAAAAAUAUGGAUCAAAAACAUAAUGCAAGUCCAGGAAAGUCACCGUGUCGUUAUCGAAAACAAUCACAUUUUUAACCUUAGCAAAAAAGAUCAUGCAGAACUGUCUCGUCUGCAACGUUUCGGUGCAUUCAUAUCAGAAGAAGUGGUUGGUGGAAAGGCGAGAUUAGAGAUUCAAGGUCCUCCUGGUGCUGUAAUUGAUGCGGUGUUCUUGAUCGAAAAUUUACUGUGUGAUGUGCAAGAGAAUAAUAGAGCCAAGCAAGAGGAACUGCUGCUGUCAGAGGGCCAUCUGGAAACUGAUUAUCCUCCAGAAAGACUCCGAGACAAGACAAGGGAUACCAAAAUGCGUUACCAGAUCUCUCCAGUAGAAUCAUACUGCCAGGAAUUCAAGGACCGAGAAAAACGAUUUGAAAAAGCUGGGCUUCGUGUUCUCAAGAUAGAAAAAAUACAUAAUCCUGUUUUAUCAGCUGCCUUCCAACGGAUUAAAAAAUGUGUAGAAGGAAAAACUAUUGGAAAGCAGAUAUGCCAUAGAUUGUACCAGCGUGUUCCUGCUCAGUUCUGUAGCUUGGUAUGCAGAGCUGGAUUUCAGAGAACAUACUCCCCUCCACCAGAACAAAAAUAUGGAGCUGGCAUCUACUUUAUCAGGAACCCCAGAAACCUAAUGGAGGAUACCAAGGAAAAGUGUGAAAUGGACCAUCUAAUUUGUGUAUUUGAGGCUGAGGUAGUAACAGGCUUAUACACUGAGGGCAAACAGUCUUAUAUUGUGCCACCAGCAGUUGAUGCAGAUGGCAUGACUGUAUAUGACAGUGUAGUAGAUGAUGUUCACAAGCCUGAAACCUUUGUCAUUUUUAACAGUAAUCAGGCCGUUCCACACUAUAUAUUGACAUGUUCCCAGAUUUGGGCUGAGGGGUCAGUGCCUUACUAGGCAACCAGGGGCCCAGUAGAUGAGAGUUCAUCAGAACCAUGGGACUUAAGUGUUCCCCAGAACAAAGAGUACAGACAGCAUCCUGUUAAAACCCAAAUAGUAGCAUAUCUGACACUACUGCAGUAGUGUGGUGAUGGUGCCUUACCUAACAAUCUUGACACAUCCCUGUUGGUAUAUACAAGAGCUUAAUCAGUAUGAUAACCUAAGGAAGUUAAAACUAUAUAUAAUUUUAUAUCUGAAAGGUACGAGAUACAGAAUUCAGUUCACCAUUCCUGGGGUGGUGAAAAUAUAUAGCUUCAAAAAUAUGCAGAAGUUUUAUUUUUCUAUAAACAGCCACAGUAUGUACACUAUGCAUUUUAUUUUACUAAAGCACCAGAGACGAGUAAAUAUAUAUUUAGUCACAGAAAUGUCUGUUUUAUAAAAGCCUGAAACAAUAUUUUAUAAACUUAAAAAUCACACAUUAGCAAAAACCAUCUAGUCCAAAGUAAUCCACUGCGAUUAAAACAUGUAUUUAGGCUGUUCGUUUUAUUUUUAAUUCUGCUUUCACAUAUUUAGCUAACCAUCUACCAUGUGUUUCAACACCAGCUGUGUCAUCUUUUGAAGUGUUAUUUUAUAAAUAAGUUUACAUGCUUAUAAAACGUGAAUUUAUUUGCGGUGUCAGUAGCGAUAAUCGUGUUGCUAUCAUUUUUAUUAGCUGUAUGAGAUGCCAACCACUGUAGGUAACAUGUUUAAGAUAAAUAAAAAAAUUGCAUGACCAAAAAUAAAUCAACCUGUUGAUGUGUUCUGAUUUUUCUCCUCCUCUUAACAGGACAUUAAGGCUCCUGACUUUGACAAUAGUCAGACUUCAGUUAGCUAUCAUGAUGUAUUCAACAUGGCCUUUUAUGAAAGAUUUUAUGAAAAUAAAGCACGAGUGCUAGUCGCAGGUUCAGAAAUCAUCAGAGGGCCACAUACAGGUUUCAGGGGGAUUAUGAUCUUACUUUAUGGCUAGCUGGGAGGGGCCUGUGGCCUGAAACUUUUUCAUUGUAAUUUGCAGUCAUGGUAUGGAAAAGGCUGUGAACUGUAUUAUUAAAAAAAAAAUCAGCUUGCCAUAUCCUCAGAUACUUCCAAAACUGUUUCUUAGUAAAGGCUCAAACCCCUCCAGGUCAUUUUAAUGGAGCUAGAAGUACAAGCCCUGGGUGUAAGACCAGUUGCCGGAAUGGGACUUGAACUGAGGGCCCAAAGGAAAAGACUGCUAGGUAAGUCAAAUCUCAAGCACUGGUUUGCAUUCAUGUUUUUCUUUAAAACAAAGACUCUGUAGUCUGCAACAUUUAUAACGUCCUCAGAUUCUGUUAUUAGUUACACCUGGGCAACCCCUUAAUGUCCAUGCACUGAUAAAAGUAAGAGUAGAACUUGGUCCAAUCUCUAUUACCUGACCAGUUAUAACCACCAAGAACUACAUUUAUCUUUACUAGGAAGUUUUAAUUAAAAACUGGUUUAUAUACCUGCUGAUCAAAAAAAUCAACUUUUUAAAACAGCUUGUGAUGCUGUCAUAGUUCAGCAACAGUCAAAGGGAUUAUCGUCCAAUAUAAAGUCUGCUUCUGGACUGAAAAGAAACAAGUACCUACAGACAAAGGAUUUUUAUUUUUGUUACAGUUUAAUACAACAAAACAGGAUGUGGAACAAAAGGCAUCCCAAUAACUAUAGUAAUGCAUUAGACACACUAGUCUGAAACCUAAAGCACAAGAUGUCAAUGCUUUAUAAAGCUAUUGUGUCUCACAAAAGGACUUCAGUACAUACUAUGUGAGUUAGCACAUCUUUAAUGUACUCUAGGCGCACUUUCAAAUAAUUUUUCUUUAUAUUUUGUUAAAAUUAACAGUUUAAUACCAUCCUAUAAGCUUGAAAACACAAACAUUCCACUCCUAAUUUAGUUUUUCCACUUGGCCAACAGAUCCCCCAUUUAAUUUCCAUUGAUUUUUCAUGUAUUCCCCUGUUCACACAGCAAUGUAGGUUUAAGUUUCGUUUAGCUAAAUGCUGGAUUGGUAGGAGCUUUCAUAUUACUGUCAGUUUUCAUCAAAAUAUUUCAUUUAAAAAGUGUCUUGGCACCACAGUGAAUUUUUAAAAGUGAAUAGUUACUUUGAAUGCAGAAGCUAUUUAAUCAUUACAACAGUUUUAAUGUACAGCUGUUAGACAAACUAGUGAGAUUGUCCAUUCUGUCCAUUCCCUUUUUUGUACGGUACAUUUCUCUCCCCCCUUAGUCUUAAGAGUUGUAUAUAUUAGUAUAGUUGCUGUAAAUAUGGAAUAUCUAAAUUUUCAAUAUUUUGUUUUAUUAACUUUAGCAAUUACAUAGCUAUUUAUUGCCUUAACUACAACCAUAGGAAUUUUAAAGUGACAUUAGCAUGUUACAAGAAACAUUUAUCAAUAAAAAACAGCUCAGCGCUUGGGUGUACUAUUGUAAAACUUGUGCAGAGCAGUUGAAUGCAGAACAUGAAAAGAAAACCACAUCCAGUUGUUAAACUUCUCAAAAUUCAAUAUUGCACUGCUUAUUUAUUUUGCAUUUUAUUAUUGUAACAAGUAGGAAUUGCUUACAAGGAAAUCUUUAAGUCCACCUUCCCCUCCUUAUACUUAGUGUUAUAUAUUUAUAUAGUUUACAAAAGAACUGGUAAUAACUGAGGCUGUACAUAAUUGGAUAUUUUCAUCUGGUCCUCAAAAAGAUUAUAAUAAUUUCAUAUACAGUAACCGGAAAAUAAAAAGCACAAACUAAAUGUACCUGGAAGUACAUAUUAACAUCAUUAAUUACCACAGUAAUUGAAAAUCCCUGAUCUUUAUUUCUAUAACAGAUUAACUCCAGGCUACUCCAAAACC